Messenger RNA from Python bivittatus (Burmese python), 1075 nucleotides. It is a transcript of the gene MPHOSPH6, whose product is annotated as M-phase phosphoprotein 6. Gene Ontology annotation, biological process: maturation of 5.8S rRNA. The record is from RefSeq and is a predicted model, not a curated record. NCBI's taxonomy places the organism in Eukaryota, Metazoa, Chordata, Lepidosauria, Squamata, Pythonidae.
CACCGCGCAUGCUCAGCUACCAGCACAAGGUGGCGGUUUCACGACGUGGAAUCGCGGCCCGGUAAGCGACAGAAACCGUAAAAGGCACGGCGGUUUGGGGGAUUCUGGCUUGGUGUCGCCAUGGCUCGGGACGUGAAAAGCAAACUGUCCAAGAACCUUCUCCGCAUGAAGUUCAUGCAAAGGGGCUUGGAUUCGGAAACCAAAAAACAACUUGAGGAGGAGGAAAAGAAGAUAAUCAGCGAGGAACAUUGGUUUCUGGAUCUACCAGAACUGAAAGAAAAGGAGAGCCUUAUAAUAGAGGAAAGAAGCUUUGUGAUGUGUGAAGACCUUCGGUAUGGAAGAAUGUCCUUUAAAGGGUUCAAUCCUGAAGUUGAGAAGUUAAUGAUCCAGAUGAACUCAAGGUACAAGACAGAAGACAUUAAAGAGGAAAAGAAUGCGAUGGAAGCUGAUGUAUCAGAUGAAGAAAUGGCUAGAAGGUAUGAAACCUUAGUAGGAACCAUUGGGAAGAAAUUCCUAAAAAAGAGAGACCGUCAUGUGCUGCAAGAUCCUACGGAGGAUGAAAGCAGUGACAGAAGGCCCAGCAAAGUGAAGAAAGUAUUUUUAAAACCCCAGGAUUAAUGUUGGAUAAUUUCUGUCUUCCUGAAGGAGCAGAAAUUUGUAAUGCCAUUUAUUUUUGUAAAUCGCUGGGACUGUUCCUUUUUUUCAAUAUGUAAUGGAUGUUAUACAUCCGCUGUUCCCCAUGCAUGGACUUUGAGGAACACAAAAGCAGAUGUAAGUAGAUGCCAGUAAAAGUAGGGAAGUAGUUCCUUUUUAAGAAAGAGAAUGGAAGAAUUUGUUUAUCUGGUUCGUCUUGAAAAAUGCAUUUUUAAUUUCUGAAGAAGUUUUCACGUGCCUUAACAUUAUUUUUCUUGAGGAAAAUUAUAGCCCCCCGAAAAGAAGAGGGUACAAGCAGGGAAAGAAAAUCCUACUUGCUGUAGCCUCUUUUCUGAAGAAAUCCUUUUCUUUAUUGGUUCCUCUAAUGUAUCAGCCAAAUGGCCUGUUAUAACUUACAAAUAAAUAAUUAUAUUCCAUUGCA